AUUUGUGCAUUUUCAGAUCUCAUCUGUCAAUUCUUCCGUUUGAAUUGCAAUGUUUUGAUAAAUGCGAUUUACAUUUCACGAAGUCAAGAAGACCCUUUACGACAGAGGGAAAUGAUUUGACUUUUGACUGUUAAAGGAUUUUGCAAUCCACACCAAAGCCUUUGAAGUAAGUUUUGUCUUUUUGCGUGCGCACUCGGGCCCACGGCGUCACUUCGUUCCACGCCACUCGGGCCAUUUUGAGAGGCCGCUUCCUUUUCUGCGAAGGCCAAUGACAAACGGUCGGUUGUCACACUUCCGGCGGCAACCAUGUUUGGAGUCCAACGAUCAGUGGUGGGACGGCGGGGCGCUUGGAGCGGGUCAGGCCAGGAAACAACGUUGCCCACAAUGCACCCGGGCGGGUUUGACGCGAGGCUCCGGCGUGACUGCGAGCGCGAGAGCGGCUUGACAGCGGGCUGGGAGCAGGCCCCGAGUGGGUAAACAAAACCCGAACGUCGCUGGCAUCCGCACGUUGCCGUCUCGCUCCGUGUCGCGGGUCCUUCCAACGCGCGGCGGAACGAGCCCGAAGGGGAAGCGACUUGGCCAAAAAUAAUAAAAACCGCUCCGGGCAGCACUUUGAAGAGGAGUCGCUCGGCUUAGCUAAGCCCGCGCUAGCUCGGCCGCGGCCACCAUGUCGUCGUCGUCGUCGUCGCGGCGCCAGUGGUGCUACCUGUGCGACCUGCCCAAGAUGCCGUGGACGGUGGUGUGGGACUUCAGCGAGGUGGUGUGCCGCGGCUGCGUCAACUACGAGGGCGCCAACCAGAUCGAGUUCCUGAUCGCCAGCGCGCGCCAGCUCAAGCGAAGCCACGGCGGCGUGCAGGACGGCAACGUGCGCUCGCCCGGACCCGGACCCGGACCGUCGCCGCACAAGCACGCCGCCCCGGCCCGCGGGGAGUCGGCGACGGACGGCGGCGGCGGCGGCGGCCGGCCGCACGGCGAGCGCUUCGACCGCGCAGCCCGAGGCGACGGAGUCUCCGCCGCUCGCGUGCCGCCCAACGGCUUGCACCGCGACGGCCACCCCCCGCCGCAGGAGGGGAACCGCCAGAGCCCCAGCGGCAGCCGGAGACCCAUGAUCGGGGCGGCCAUCCCGCCCAAUCUAGUGACUCAGAGCAUCGCGGGCAUCCCGCACGGGCUGCUGGCGGGCAUGCCGGCCGGCCUGACCGCCAGGACGGCGCCCAUGAGCAGCCCGAUGAUCUUCCCGGCGCCCGUGCUGGCCGAGAUGAACCGCCGCCAGCUGGGGAUCGGCAUGGGCAUCGCUCCCUUCAUCACGCCGGAGCUCGAGCGGGAGCUCAGCUCGUCCCAGGCCAAGUCGCAGUCGCAGGGCCCGCACGCCGGCCCCAGCAAGGGCGCCGCCGCCGGCCUGCCCUCCUCGUCGGCUUCCGUCAGCCAGACGAGCCCCAAGCCCGCGUCGUCGCCGGCCAGGCAGCCGCGGCCCCUCGCCGCCCGCGGAGGGGGCGAACCGCUGUCGUCGGGCGGCUCGUCCGAGGCCGCCGCCCCCGCUUCCGAGGCGGGGCCCGCCUCGGGCGGCGGGGGCCUGACCGGAACCGCCUUGUCCUGCACGCUGUGCCACGAGAGGCUGGAAGACACGCACUUUGUGCAGUGUCCGUCCGUUCCGGGGCACAGGUUCUGCUUCCCGUGCACCAGAGUGUACAUCCAGAGCCGGCGGGGCGACGGCGAGGUCUACUGCCCCAGCGGCGAGCGCUGCCCGCUGGACACGUCGCUCAACAGCCCCCCCUGGGCGUUCAUGCAGGGCGAAGUGUCCACCAUCCUGGGCACCGGCGCGCCGGGCGCCCCGUCGGCCGCCGCGCCGGGGACGGGAACCGGGGGCCCCGCCGACGGCGCGGCCGCGGCGCAGAGCGGCGACGUCACCGUCAAGAAGGAGCGGGAGACGUGAUGGAGGUUUUCCGUGGCGACCUGGAACAACGGCGGGCGGGCGGGCGGGACGCUCGCAAACAUCUUUUUAACGGCGUGACGUGUCUGAAGGAAGACAACGCCACACGCUCGCUCGCAUUUUCGUUAUUGCUCCUGCGCAAAUGUGUAAAAACUGAAUUUCAACAGCGGUGCCACUUGAAAAACAACACUCGGGUCCCCACCAUUGGAGGCAACCAAAGACAGAAUGAAGCUCCUCAACUUACUUCAACUUAGCGUCUUGGCCCCGAGAUGGGAUCGACCAGUCCAAAUGUCCCCAUCAAGAAUAGAGUCCAAGAAAGAACACGUUUGGCAAACAAGCAAAACGGACUCACACAGACACGCUCACGUGUCCUGCGUCACGUGACCCGCCCUCCAACGCUCGUUUUCGUUCUAGAAGUUUCCCGGUUGUUUUGAGCGCAAGCGGGCAUUUUGCAAGACGUCGCCGCUAAACGCAAAACCUGACUUAUUUUUGGGGUUUUGUUUUUGAAUCAAGUUUUUUUUUUUUUUUGUCUCGUUUGCAUAAAUGUCAUUUUCUUUUUGAGCUUUAGUUUUGUUUUUUGGGGGGGUGGGGGGCAGAACAAGCAGAAUGUUCCUCGCAGAGACGAGCCAAACCAAAGCCAACCUUUUUUGUGUAUACAAUCCCCACGGCUGUGCGCUAAUCACGCUAACGGCGUCGCGACAAGUAAGUGCCUUGCGCGGAAGUCCCCGCCUCCUCGCGGCGUCGACCAAUCGGCUCGCUCGUCUUUUGACCGCCGCUUCUUGUACAAAAAAAAAAAACGUCCCGGUGGGAAUAAAACACAUGAAAAAAGUCA
This is a messenger RNA of Syngnathoides biaculeatus (alligator pipefish), 2759 nucleotides long. It is a transcript of the gene irf2bp1, whose product is annotated as interferon regulatory factor 2 binding protein 1. Gene Ontology annotation, cellular component: nucleus. The record is from RefSeq and is a predicted model, not a curated record. Bases 668 to 1930 code for a protein of 420 amino acids. Gene Ontology annotation, molecular function: transcription corepressor activity. NCBI's taxonomy places the organism in Eukaryota, Metazoa, Chordata, Actinopteri, Syngnathiformes, Syngnathidae. Gene Ontology annotation, biological process: regulation of transcription by RNA polymerase II. The transcript is spliced from 2 exons.